Messenger RNA from Telopea speciosissima, 3692 nucleotides. Its product is annotated as phospholipase D beta 1-like. Gene Ontology annotation, biological process: phospholipid catabolic process; phosphatidylcholine metabolic process. Gene Ontology annotation, cellular component: plasma membrane. Lineage: Eukaryota; Viridiplantae; Streptophyta; Magnoliopsida; Proteales; Proteaceae. The transcript has 10 exons. Gene Ontology annotation, molecular function: calcium ion binding; D-type glycerophospholipase activity. The coding region runs from base 21 to 3326 and encodes 1101 amino acids. The record is from RefSeq and is a predicted model, not a curated record.
AUAGCAAUUUGUUUGUUUUAAUGGCGAAUUACAAUCCAUAUUCGUACCCUGAUCCCUAUCGAUACCCUUAUCCACCUCCAACUUCAGAUUCAUACCCACCUUCUGCAUCGCCUUCUCCUCCUCAUCCCUAUCCUUAUCCCUAUACUUCAUCUCAUUCCUUUUCAUACCCACAACUUCCGCCGCCGUAUCAUAGUCAGUCUGGACCCUUGGACUACCAUUACCCCCCUCUCCCUCACUCUGCAUCGUUUCCUUAUCCAUACCCAUCUCCCAAUCCCCAUUACCCUCCUCCUCCUCCCCCUCCUCCCCCUCCCCCUCUUGCCUAUGAUUCUCCUCCUCAGCUUCAAUACCAUGCCAGUUUCCAGUACGACUCCUCACAUUAUCAACCCCAGCAAUCUAAUCCCUACCCACCGCCUGAAAGUCAUCACAUGAGCUAUUCCCGUGUCAAUAGCUUCUCCGAUUACCCACAACAGAAUAGUUCAGCGUCUGCUGGUGUUGGGCCCUCUCUUCCUCACGAAAGUGUUGGCAGCUCGUCCCAGUCCCACACUUCUGUUUAUCCCCCAAUUGAUGAUCUCUUAGCUAUAGUCCAGUUGUCUGAUCACCAGCCCUCUGCCCCUCCAACCACAUCGCCUCCGUCAGUCUCGAAUUCGCAUUCGAAGUUGCAGAGCCCGAGCGCAAGGUACGACAACCGGGUAGAUUCGUUCUCAAGCAUCCAGUAUUCUUAUUCAGGGCCAUUACGUCAACCUCAAUCCCUUUAUGCCUCUUCCCCAUCAUCUGAGGGCUCACAUCACAGUCAGAGUCUACAGAUACUUCCAUUUCGAUCAAGUAAAGGGUCUUUGAAGGUGUUGCUGUUGCAUGGGAAUUUAGAUAUCUGGGUCCGUGAUGCGAAAAACCUUCCCAUGGGCGGGUUCCAUAAGACCGUACGAGACGUACGAGACGUGCUAGAGAAAGUAUCGGUAAACAUUACCAAUAAAUUUGAAGAGCACAUACCUCGCAAGGUAACCAUUGAUCCAUAUGUCACAGUUUCAGUUUCCAAAGCUGUAGUUGCUCGUACUUUUGUGAUCAGUAAUAAUGGUAACCCAGUUUGGCUGCAACAUUUUGAUGUUCCGGUUGCACAUUAUGCUGCUGAAGUGCACUUUCUCGUCAAAGACAAUGAUGUUGUUGGUUCGGAGAUAAUAGGGGUUGUAGGCAUCCCAGUGGAGCAGAUAUACUCGGGAGCAAAAGUGGAGGGAACCUUCCCAAUCCUCAAUGAUAAUGGGAAGCCUUGCAAACCCGGAGCGGAAUUAAGUCUUUCAAUUCAGUAUACUCCAAUAGACAGAUUGAGCAUUUACCAUAAUGGAGUUGGAUCGGGAACUGACUAUCAUGGUGUUCUUGGUACCUAUUUUCCUCUUAGGAAGGGCGGGAAAGUUACACUUUAUCAAGAUGCCCAUGUUCCUGAUGGUUGUCUUCCAACAAACCUGAAGCUAGAUCAUGGGAUGCUGUUUGAACAUGGCAAGUGUUGGCAUGCCAUCUUUAAUGCAAUAAGACAGGCUCGUCGUUUAAUUUAUAUCACAGGGUGGUCUGUGUUCCACGAAGUCAGUCUCGUCCGUGAUGCAGCAUGUGCAUCAGACAGAUCAGACUGUACCCUGGGGAAUCUUCUCAAGUCCAAGUCGCAGGAAGGUGUGAGAGUUCUGCUUCUUGUGUGGGAUGAUCCUACUUCAAGGAGCAUCUUGGGCUAUAAAACGGAUGGAAUCAUGCAAACCCAUGAUGAAGAGACCAGACGUUUCUUCAAGCACUCUUCAGUGCAAGUUCUACUCUGCCCCCGAUCUGCUGGAAAACGACAUAGUUGGGUCAAACAGCAGGAAGUUGGAGCAAUCUACACUCAUCAUCAGAAAACUGUGAUUGUGGAUGCUGACGCUGGUUAUCAUAAGAGAAAAAUCAUAGCUUUUGUUGGAGGACUUGAUUUAUGUGAUGGGCGGUAUGAUACUCCAGGACAUUCCCUAUUUAGAACACUGCAAACUGUUCAUAAGGAUGACUACCAUAACCCUAAUUUCACGGGGCCAACUGCUGGUUGUCCAAGGGAACCAUGGCAUGAUCUGCACUGUAAAAUUGAUGGUCCAGCAGCAUAUGAUGUUCUUACCAACUUUGAAGAGCGAUGGCGUAAAGCGUCAAAACCCCGUGGGAUUAAAAAAUUAAAAAAAUCAAGUGAUGAUGUUUUGCUCAGGUUAGAAAGAAUACCUGACAUCAUUGGUAUGCAUGAUGCUCCUUACCCAAGUGAGAAUGAUCCAGAGACUUGGCAUGUCCAGGUUUUCCGUUCAAUUGAUUCAGCUUCUUUGAAAGGCUUUCCAAAGGAUCCAAAAGAGGCUACACGCAAGAACUUAGUAUGUGGUAAAAAUGUGUUGAUUGACAUGAGCAUACAUACAGCAUAUGUGAAGGCCAUCCGAUCUGCCCAACAUUUCAUUUAUAUAGAGAACCAAUACUUCGUCGGGUCUUCUUAUAAUUGGUCUCAACAUAAAGACAUAGGUGCAAACAAUUUAAUACCAAUGGAAAUUGCUCUAAAAAUUGCCAAUAAAAUCAGAGCAAAUGAGAGAUUCACUGCUUACAUAGUUAUUCCAAUGUGGCCAGAGGGUGUUCCAACGGGUACUGCUACGCAGAGGAUUCUCUUUUGGCAGAAUAAAACGAUGCAAAUGAUGUAUGAAACAAUUUACAAAGCUUUGGAAGAGGUUGAGCUUGAGAACACUUACACACCAGAAGACUAUUUAAAUUUCUUCUGCCUUGGCAAUCGUGAGGCUCUAGAUGGGAAUUACAUCCCAGAUGUGCAAAAUCCAACUGCAGCAAACACCCCUCAGGCAUUCUCGCAGAAAAAUCGACGCUUUAUGAUCUAUGUUCAUUCAAAAGGCAUGAUAGUGGAUGAUGAGUAUGUAAUUUUGGGGUCUGCAAACAUCAAUCAGCGAUCUAUGGAAGGCACGAGAGACACAGAGAUUGCAAUGGGUGCCUAUCAGCCCUUGCAUACAUGGGGAAGAAAAGGAUCUAAUCCAUGUGGACAGGUUUAUGGGUAUAGGAUGUCUCUGUGGGAAGAGCACAUUGGAGAUCUUGAGGAAUGUUUUGAACACCCUGAAAGCCUUGAAUGUGUUAGACGGGUUAAGUCCCUAGGGGAGCAGAACUGGAGACAAUUUGCUGCCGAUGAAGUAACAGAGAUGAGAGGGCACCUCCUGAAGUACCCAGUCGAAGUUGACCCAAAGGGCAAGGUGAAGUCUCUUCGUGGAUGUGAAAGUUUCCCAGAUGUCGGAGGGACCAUAGUGGGAACUUUGGGAAAUUUUUCAGCCAUUCAAGAAAAUCUUACCAUCUAAUCCACAAAUCAAUCCAUGAUUGCGGCGACAACCCUGCACAGUCCACAACUGUCUUGAAUUACAAAACUUUGCAGUAGAAGCCAAUCAAGCUAAAAUUCAAUAGGCACCACAUAUGGACAAGGUUCCAUCCAGUUGUUCUUUUGAACUGUAAUUUGUGUAUGUUUGCACCCAUUAUUUUUUGUCACAAUUCAUCUCAAUCAUACCAAACCCACUCUAAAGAUGUAUUGUUUAAAGGUAUAUGUUGUAUAAUUACACUGGGUGGAGUUUUGGAGAUAAAUAUUGUGUAUAUUUAUGUGCAUAUUAAUGAAAGGAUUAAAUUUUUUUGCAAGAGAUAAGUACAAAAUUAGCAAACUAGAUUUAAAUGAG